UACAUACAAUAGGCACUCAUAUUAUGCAUGUACAUUAUACAUUUGCUGAAUAGCCAGUUACUUUCCUUUGAACAAUACUGGUCUAACGACUCAGGCGCAUUGUAUCAUCGAUCAAUUUCUCCGAUGUAACGAACAGACAGGUUAUUUGUAAACAUACUGCCCGACUGGAGAACAAUGAAAAAUGGAGAUUACCAGUUUUAUAUGCUUAGAAAACGUCAAGUAGCGUCAAUAUGCCGGCCAAAAGAGAGGCUCCUGAUGUGCGGUGGCUGUCAGAAGACCUGCUUGGACCCAGUGCCCGAAUGCAAGGGUGUCUGUAGGCCAGGCUGCUACUGCGCUGAUGACGAAGUCAGAAAUGCCACUGGACACUGCAUAAAGCUGUCGGAGUGUCCACCUUUGCCUGCAUCCUACAAACUGGAGACCACAGAGCCUCGGCCAGCGGACGCCAAGUGCCCUGACAACGAGGAGUACCGGUUCUGCGAGCCCUGCAACAAGACCUGCGACAACCCGCGCCCUGUCUGCCCUGCCCAGUGUUCGAGGGGCUGCUUCUGCAAAGACGACCUGGUCAGAGAUAAAGAUGGGAGAUGCGUGAAGCUGGAGAAGUGCUCUAAUAAAUCUUCUAACGAAAUCCCUCACUAUGCGCACACAGACAAGCCCAUCCAAAAGUGUGGACCGAACCAGAUCUUCAAGCCCUGCGAGAACUGCGAAAAGACCUGUUCCAGCCCUGACCCGCAGCGCUGCCCUGCCCAAUGCAGUAGAGGGUGCUUCUGUAAAGACGGUCUUUAUAAAGCCCCGAACGGAGAGUGCGUCACUCUGGACCAGUGUCCUAAAGCAGUACCACCACACCCGAGCCCUCCACCGAUCGCCUACGAGCUGACCUGUGGGCCUAACCAGGUCUUCAAGCCCUGUGAGAAUUGCGAGAAGACCUGCAGCAACCCCAGCCCUCAAUGCCCUGCCCAAUGCAGCCGAGGGUGCUUCUGCAAGGACGGCCUUUACAAAGCACCCGAUGGGGAGUGCGUCAAACUGGAGGACUGCCCGCGAGGUCUGUAGUUUAGACUCUUGGAUGGUAGAUUGCGUGAUGCUCAAGUAGGUCUAAUUUAGUGUUUCACCUUUUACUUUAACGUGCCUUUACUGGUUGGGACUUUUGAC
Molecule: messenger RNA, 1146 nt
Organism: Ostrinia nubilalis (European corn borer)
Lineage: Eukaryota; Metazoa; Arthropoda; Insecta; Lepidoptera; Crambidae
Product: mucin-6-like
Exons: 5
Coding region: 175-1047 (290 amino acids)
Source: RefSeq, a predicted model, not a curated record